Molecule: messenger RNA, 2064 nt
Organism: Rosa chinensis
Lineage: Eukaryota; Viridiplantae; Streptophyta; Magnoliopsida; Rosales; Rosaceae
Product: protein FAR1-RELATED SEQUENCE 4-like
Exons: 3
Coding region: 1-2064 (687 amino acids)
Molecular function (GO): zinc ion binding
Source: RefSeq, a predicted model, not a curated record
AUGACAGCUAGGUGCACUUACAUGUCAGAGACUGUGAUGGUCUUCCUUGAUGGUACGACAAGGUUCGCCGAUUUUUUCAAUGAAAUUUGCAUGCGGUUUAAGGGUUUGAAGCCAGGCUUGUUUGAGUUGAAGUAUUCCCUUCCGGAUUACCCUUCUUGUGCUCUCGAUUCUGAUUUAGAUAUGAGGUUGAUGUUUAGGUCUUUAGCUGAGUUUAAGAGAACUUCAGUUGACAUUUUGGUGAGGAUUUGUGAUUUUGGUGCAAAUUGUGUUGCUGAUGGAGUUCAAUGUUCUGCCGCUGCUGCUGCUUCUUCUUGUGUGUCAGUGGUAUCGACGGUGAUUGAUGAGCCUGAUUAUUUGGGUGAUUUUAGGCCUGAAGAUCCCAAAGUUUACAUGUCUAAGCAGUGGAGGGAGUAUAUUAAGUGUGGGGACCAAAAAUUUAGAGGUGGAGCUGUGGAGUUUCGGCAAAAGUUGUGUAUGUAUGCAAUUGAGGUUGGGUUUGUCUUUGUCUAUGUGAGAAAUGACAAAUGGAGGGUAAUUGCUGAAUGUUUCAACAAGCUAUCUGAGGGAUGCAAAUGGUACAUCAAUGCGUCACUAUGCCCUGCUAAUAAUUUCUUCUAUAUUAGGCAGCUUAAUAAUGUGCAUACUUGUUCUGGUGUUCUGAGGCAGCAGAAGCAUAAGCUUUUGAGUUCUACUAUUGUGAAGACACUCAUUAAUGAUGAAUUUCGUGGAAAUCCCUCUCUCAAGGCACAUGAUAUUAUGGAUAGGUUAAAGAACAACUAUGGUCUUGAUAUUACAUACCGUGUUGCAUGGAAAGGUAAAGAAAAAGCAAUGAAAGAGUUGCACGGUUCAGAUGAGGACUCCUAUUCAAUGUUAACUUGGUAUCGUGAUGCCGUGAUGGAGAUUAUUGAGGGUUUCAAGUCUUGCAUACCUCUAUUGUUCGUGGAUGGUGCACAUCUGAAGAGCAAGUAUAAGGGUCAGCUUCUUUCUGCUACAGGAAAGGAUGGUAAUCAAGGUUUUUUCCCUUUUGCCAUUGCCGUUGUUGAUGCCGAAACUGAUGCCAAUUGGAAUUGGUAUUUUGGGAUCUUGAAGACAAUUCUAGACCCGCAAGGCAGAGUCAUUACUUUUGUUUCUGAUCGACAACAAGGGUUGAUGAAUUCCUUGGCUAGAGUUUUUCCGGAGUCUCCUCAUUCCUUUUGCCUGUAUCACUUGAAGAAUAAUCUCCAAAACUUGUUUAAGGGUAAUAACAACAGUGCACUCCGUGUCACCAUUGUCGAUAAGUUUUACAAGGUUGCAUACUCAUCUACUGAGCGUCAAUAUCACUAUAACCUGAGGGAGCUUCUUGAUGAGGGGAAGGAUCUUGUUGCGCAAUUCCUUAGAGGUCUACCUAUUGAAAAAUGGUGUAAUGCCUUCUUUCGAGGUAAUAGAUUUGGUGAGAUGGUCAAUAGUACAGCGGAAUCUUUUAAUAGUUGGACUCUCAAGGCUCGGGAACUCCCAAUUUUUCCUAUGUUAGAGAAGAUCCGCGUGAUGAUGAUGGCAAAGAUGGUUGAGAGGAAGCUAUUGGUAAGCAAGUGGAGUCUUCCUCUUUGUCCUGUAAUGCAAGCUGAACUUGUUAAAAAUAUGGAAAUAGGGAGAGAUUGGACAGUUAUUAGGUCGGAUGAGUUUGUUUAUGAGGUUCACUCCGAACGCUCAACAUCUGUUGACAUAAUGGUCCAGACUUGUGCAUGUCGUCAGUGGCAGAUUAAAUCAUUUCCUUGCUCUCACGCUCUUGCUGCCAUCCAGCGAGCGGGAUAUGUGGUUUACCCGUUUAUCGAACGAUAUUACUUUAAAGAGGAGUAUUUCAAGAGCUAUUCCUUUGGUAUUAAGCCCAUUCCCAAUAUUGAGCAGAGCUAUGUCCAAUGCUCUGAUAGCACAUCUGUCAAACCUCCACUGACCAGAAGACCUCCAGGAAGGCCCAAGACUAAACGUAUCAAGUCUGUUGGCGAGGUGUCUUCAAAGGAGAGGACGUGUGGCCGUUGUGGCCAAUUGGGGAGGCAUAAUAGGAAGACAUGCAAUGUUCCAAUAUGA